Rosa rugosa (rugosa rose) is the source of this 1737-nucleotide messenger RNA. RefSeq lists its product as uncharacterized. The coding region runs from base 122 to 1351 and encodes 409 amino acids. Lineage: Eukaryota; Viridiplantae; Streptophyta; Magnoliopsida; Rosales; Rosaceae. The transcript has a single exon. The record is from RefSeq and is a predicted model, not a curated record.
AUAACGAGUCCAGAAUUAUAUCUUUUAGAAAUGAAAGGCCCAACCGAUUCAGUUCCCACAUAAUCCCAGAAAAUUCGUAAUCUUCGUCGUCUCCAAAGCAACGAAGGCACACUCACAUCAAAUGAACCCCAUCAUCUGCAACCCAAUCCCUUAUAACAAACCCCUUCCUCUCCUUUUCCUCAAUUCCUCCCAAUCCCCAUUCUUCAAUUCCCAAAUCAACCCAAAACACUCGUCCUCAAUUUCCUUUAACAAACGAAGAUGGAGGAGGAGCUAUACAGCUGGCGCGAACUCCGAAAUCGACAUGGUGAGAAACAAGCAAGGCAUAUACACGCCGAAACAGAAGAAAGUGGUGAUUUUGUGGGACCUGGACAACAAACCCCCUCGCGGGCCGCCGUACCAGGCGGCCAUGGCGCUGAAACAGGUGGCCCAGCACUUGGGCGAGGUAGUUGACGUGUCGGCCUACGCCAACCGCCACGCCUUCAUCCACUUGCCCAACUGGGUAGUGGAGCAGCGCCGGGAACGGAAGCAAUUAGACAUUCUGGAGCGCAAGGGGAUAGUCACGCCUCCCGAGCCUUACAUUUGCGGAGUCUGCGGCCGGAAGUGUAAGUCGAAUUUGGAUUUGACGAAGCACUUCAAGCAGCUACACGAGCGGGAGCGGCAGAAGAAGCUGAACCGAAUGCGGUCUCUGAAAGGGAAGAAACGGCAGCGUUUCAAGGAGAGGUUUAUUUCGGGGAAUCAUAAGUACAAUGAGGCUGCGAGUACUUUGAUCAAGCCCAAGGUUGGGUAUGGACUGGCGGCUGAGCUGAGAAGAGCUGGGGUUUUUGUGAAGACGGUGGAGGAUAAGCCGCAGGCGGCGGAUUGGGCAUUGAAGAGGCAAAUGCAGCAUUCUAUGAGCCGUGGGAUUGACUGGUUGUUCUUGGUUUCCGACGAUUCGGAUUUUUCGGACAUGUUGAGGAAGGCUAGAGAGUCCACUUUGGGGACUGUGGUGGUGGGGGAUUGGGAUAGAGCUUUGGGGAGGCAUGCGGAUGUGUGGGUGCCGUGGACUGAGGUCGAAAAGGGGGAGAUUUCCGAGAAGGAUUUGGUGCCGAAAAGGAGGACAAGUGAGUUCUCUGACGAGGAUUCCGUGUUUUCGGAUUUGGGAUUUGGUGGUGGGAGUGAAUUGGACAAUGUGGUUGAUGAUCUUGUUGGACUAAGGUCUCAGGGGUCUGGUGGAAUGAGGAUUUCGGCAUUUUCAGAAGGGGAAGUGGAAGAAGGAGAUUGGGAGGAAGACUAUGAGGAAAGUGAGGAUGGGGACUAUUUGUUGGAGGACAGCGAGGAUGAGGAUUCAGAAGAUGAAGAUGGGUUCUUUUGAUAUAGUGAGUUUGAAUUUGUAGUUGUAUCAGGCAUGCCAUUUGAUUCAGCUGUGGCACUGUUUGAUUAGCAAUGCAGCUACAUUGUGAUCAAUGGCAAAGGAUGAAGUUGGUGUUCAAGAAUGUAAAGUGUUCGUAGUUCCUGGUUAAGAAUACAAAGAUAUUUGUGACCACAUUUUCCUUCUCCAUCGUCCACAGUCGAAGGUCCAAACUUCUUUCUUUUAAAUUCCCUUUAGCUUAAUGUGACUACUAACUAACACUUAAAGUUCAUCCCUGGCAACUUCGAUACAACUGUUUGAUCUAGGGUGUAGUCUGUAAUCCAAUACCUAUAUUCUGCUAAACUAGCUACUGAUGUUCACUAUAAGAUUGCAUUGCAUUUCUUGUUUUA